AUGGCGUCUGCAACAAGGCUUCCUUUGAAGCCAAUUCUGUUCACUACAUCACUCGUACUGGGCGUAGGCGCAUCUCGUGUCGGAUUACGCGAUAUUCUCCUGAAGACCGUUACUGGACCUGGAAAGUAUAGAAGAAUAGCUGCUGUAUUAUUCAUAAUUGCAAAUAUCAAGAAUGUUCCGUUUUUCUGGCAUUACCGCGUUUGGGCAGCGAUUCUUCGACACUGUCUAUUUAGUAAGCCGGAAAUUGGACCUGAGAGAGGGCCGUCGAGCUUGUUCUUACCAGUGAUUACGACUUCGCGGUCACCAUUAUACGAAUGCGAUUACAACCUUCAUAAAUCCAACUCCACCUACUUUUCUGAUCUUGAUAUCACUCGAAGUCAUAUAAUCUGCGCCCUUCUUCAGCCUGGGAUCGCAGCAUUGCAACACAAUAAGGAGGCGAAAUUGGUGUUGGAUAAAGAUGGGAAGCCGUUCUCCGGAAGAUGGUCUAUUAUGCUUGGAAGCGUUAUGUGCAGUUUCAAGCGGGAGAUUGGCAUUUUUGAACCCUAUGAGAUGUGGUCCCGCAUUCUGUGUUGGGACAGGAAGUGGAUUUAUGUCGUUACGCACUUCGUCAAGAAGGGCACGGUUAAGCCGAAAGCUUACAUACUGGGUGAUAGAACUUGGUUCGGAAGUAAGGGCUACAAGCAUGUCAGGGGCGACGGGAAGAUACGUUCGAAAGAGGUGGAUGAGAAAUCGAUCUUCGCCAGUGCAAUCAGCAAAUAUGUUAUGAAGCUUGGGAGGUUGACAGUCCAUCCCGAGGUAGUUCUCCAAGCUUCGUCUAUUUUGCCAGAGAAGCCAGGUGGUUGGGCGACUAUGUCGGGACCCUCUGGAGAAUCCACCCCAGAUGUCGUGGAGGAGAUUGAUACCAGCGCAGUACUUGUUGACUCAAAGAGUACUGAGUGGGAUUGGAGAAGAAUCGAGGCAGAGAAUAAGAAGGGGCUAGAAUUUGCGGCCCAUUUUGCGGCGCUGGACGAAUUGCAUCAUGAGUUUACCGGUAGCGAGGCGCCGGCGUUGGGGAAAUAUCCGGAGGGUAUUUUGUGGUGA
This is a messenger RNA of Glarea lozoyensis ATCC 20868, 1080 nucleotides long. Its product is annotated as Thioesterase/thiol ester dehydrase-isomerase. The transcript is spliced from 2 exons. Bases 1 to 1080 code for a protein of 359 amino acids. Lineage: Eukaryota; Fungi; Ascomycota; Leotiomycetes; Helotiales; Helotiaceae. The record is from RefSeq and is a predicted model, not a curated record.